Cooperia oncophora is the source of this 348-nucleotide messenger RNA. NCBI's taxonomy places the organism in Eukaryota, Metazoa, Nematoda, Chromadorea, Rhabditida, Trichostrongylidae. The record is from the annotation of a GenBank genome assembly.
AUGGGUGUUUUCAGGCGCGUAUAUGAACAGAUUUUACAAGAGGGACCACCGCCAGGAUUCUUCAAUCAACAUCCGAUCGGCUUCUUCUGCGAUCCGUACGGUGAGCGAGGGCCGUUACCUCCACUGCCUGCUUUCCCCGUCGCCACCGACGCCCCUCAUCCGUUAGUGCAUGAUGGUUUCGGUGAACGAACGUCUCCGAUGACAGGCGCCGGUGGUGGUGGUGGUGUAGUCGGUACCAUUCCGACAUCCCUUCUGCCUACCGACUUCGACCCGGAAAUGGGCGGUUAUCAGCCGUUGCCGUCGAUGUACUCCACCGAGUUGAAAGUGCAUCCGAUGGCGGGUUGGUAG